AUGGGAGGAUUCAAUGGUGGUGGAAAUGGAUCAUUUUAUAGUUUAACCUAUACAUAUGGUGGUGGAGGUGGUGGUGCAAGUGAUAUUCGCCUUGAAACAGACUCAUUUAACACUCGAAUAAUAGUUGCAGGUGGUGGAGGGGGGUCAGGUCACGGAGAAUCUUCAACCAGUGGUACAGGUUAUAAUUAUCACAAUCCAGGAGGUGCAGGAGGUGGUUAUGAAGGCUGCAAUGGAAUAUAUAAUCCAUCUUAUUUCGGUAUUAAUAUUUCUGGUGGUACCCAAUUUUAUCCUGGCCCCAAAAGUGGCUUAUCUUCUACAGCAGGAUUUGGAUAUGGAGGCUCAAAUAAAGCAACAGACUAUGUUUAUAGCGGUGCAGGAGGCGGAGGUGGAUGGUUUGGAGGCUCAGGAUCCUAUGGAAAGGGAUUUGGUGCUGCAGGAGGCUCAGGAUAUGUUCUUACAAUGGAUUCGUAUAAACCAAUUGAAUAUAUCUAUAAGAUUGAAUACUUUUUGAGAAAGGCAUCAAUGAAGACCGGAGUUCAUUAUGGAAAUGGUGCAAUUCGAAUAACAAUCUUAGAUUAUAUUGGGAAAUAUAAUAAUAUUAAAUUUCGUGGAUGUGGUACCCCAGGUUUUUCUUAUUCCCAAAUUGUUUCACUUAUAACAUUACCAACUGUUGUUUAA
Molecule: messenger RNA, 678 nt
Organism: Trichomonas vaginalis G3
Lineage: Eukaryota; Parabasalia; Trichomonadida; Trichomonadidae
Product: glycine-rich protein family
Exons: 1
Coding region: 1-678 (225 amino acids)
Source: RefSeq, a predicted model, not a curated record